AUGAACGAAGGUAAAAAUAUUUUGAAGUUUGAUAAAUUAGUUUAUGAAGUUAAAAAUAAAGAUAAAGAGAUACAUACAGAAUACGCAAGAAUUAUUAACGGAUUAUCUGGUCAGGUAGAAUCAGGAAAGAUUACAGCUGUUAUGGGUGCUAGUGGAUGUGGUAAGACACAUUUCUUUGAAUUAUUGAUUGGUAAUUUAGCAUCAAACUGUAAGACAUCAGGGAAUAUAACUUAUAACGGAAAAGAGAGGGAUUGGAAGGAAUGGAUAAAUAAAAUAGCUUUUUUACCACAAGAAGAUAUUUUUUAUCAAGAUCUUACACUUUUUGAAUCGAUUAUGUACAAUCUAUCAUUUAAUAAUGCUACGUCGUACAAGGAGAAUGUUGAAAUUGCUAAUGAGGCCAUCGCAAUUAGUAAUAUUACGAAUAAAAAAGAUGCUAUACUUAAGUCUUUAUCGGGAGGUGAAAGAAAAAGAGCUAUGGUAGCCAUAACACUUGCUAAUAAUCCAGAAAUUUUAAUUUUAGAUGAACCCACAACAGGAUUGGAUUCUAGUAGUGCUCUUAAAAUUGUUGCAAGUCUUAAAAACUACGCCGAAAAAAAUAAUAAAAUAGUAAUUAUGACUGUUCACCAACCCGGAGAUGGUCUUUACAGUUAUUUUGGAGAUUUAAUUUUUUUAACUCGUGGCGGAUUAUUUUACAUAGGAAAGGCGGAUAAAAUUGACGAAUUUUUAUUUGAGAAUGGCAUAGAGCCACAUGGUAAAUAUUCGACUUCGGAAUUCUUGUUUCUGCUGCAUUCAAAUGAAGAAAUUUCUGCAAAAUGCAAAAAUAAACUAUAUGAUAUUGAACAAAAGAAUACGGUAAGAGAACAAUUAUCCGAACCAGAUGCAUGUAACAAUAACAAGGUAUUUUUUUGGAAUAUUAAUUUAAGGCAUUCAUAUAUUCUUUUUAAGCAUAACUUAAAGUUACUUUAUCGUAGUCCUGGUUAUAAAAAAACUUUGACUGCUUAUCUACUUUGCGUUGCUUAUUUCUCCAUGCAGCUAAUGUAUUCAUCAUUUGGAAAAUUCGCUAAUGAUUUUGCCUCUUUAAAAAAAACGCCAAAUUUUAAUUUAGGAACUGCCGACAAAAUAACUUUGGCUUAUUCUUUUUAUACAUAUUUUAUUAUAUUAACUGUUGUUGUAUUUACAGUAGUAUAUAAUAUUCAUCGGCAAGAACACAAUAUUUGGAAUUCAGAGAUUUUUAAUGGAAAAUAUUCAGUAUUGUCCUAUUACUUUUAUGACAUAAUGCAACGGUUUGUAGCUUCCACUUUUUUUUUAAAUUUUAUAUUUUUAAUAUUGUUACUUCUUAAUAGAAAUGCGUACGUUCCGAUGAUAAUAAUCCUAAUUUUAUAUGUUUUCACUUUGUUGUCUGUACUUUUACUUUCGAUCGUUCACUCAUUAAUAGCAGCGUAUACUUUUGGACCAAAAAUGACUACGCUUUUAUUGGUGUGGCAUAAUGUGUUGGUUUACCUUCAGCAUGAUUCGAUUAACCUUUGGAUACGUAAUUUGUUAAAUUCUAUUGAUAAGAGCUUUUUGCCUUACGUAAUGUGUAUCAAGUUUAUAUAUCCAUCUUUUCUAUUUGAUAUGUAUAUGAACAAUUUAAUCAGAUAUCGGUAUCUAAGUGCAAAGUUGCCUUUUAAAUUAUUGAAAAUUUACCAGAACUUAAAGUAUGAUAGCUCAAGAAGUACUUUAUUAAACGUUGCAGAUUUAUUUAUACAAAAAAUGAUUUUUAAUAAUGUAAAUUAUACAAAGGAUCCGCAUGCCUUGUUAUCAAUUUAUAUAAUUAAGUUAAAGCUUAGCUGGCUAAAAUACAUGAUACCUAUUAAUAGUGUAGGUCUGAUAACGUUAACAAUAUUUUUGAUAGUGCACUUUAAAGUUCCAAACAUAAGAACUAAUUUAAAGAGAUAA
Molecule: messenger RNA, 1938 nt
Organism: Vairimorpha ceranae
Lineage: Eukaryota; Fungi; Microsporidia; Nosematidae
Product: abc transporter
Exons: 1
Coding region: 1-1938 (645 amino acids)
Molecular function (GO): ATP hydrolysis activity; ATP binding
Source: RefSeq, a predicted model, not a curated record